Molecule: messenger RNA, 1157 nt
Organism: Stegodyphus dumicola
Lineage: Eukaryota; Metazoa; Arthropoda; Arachnida; Araneae; Eresidae
Gene: GatB
Product: glutamyl-tRNA(Gln) amidotransferase subunit B, mitochondrial
Biological process (GO): mitochondrial translation; glutaminyl-tRNAGln biosynthesis via transamidation
Cellular component (GO): glutamyl-tRNA(Gln) amidotransferase complex; mitochondrion
Molecular function (GO): glutaminyl-tRNA synthase (glutamine-hydrolyzing) activity
Source: RefSeq, a predicted model, not a curated record
UUCAGCAUUACAGCGAGUUCAAGGUCGAUCUGAAUUAGUGUUUGCAAGUAUAGGACUCAUGGAACUUGUAUUUAGCCCAACUCUCAAAAAUGGGUUGGAAGCUGCAUCUUUAGUUAAAGAGCUUAUCCUAAUUCUAAGCAGACUUGGUACUUGUACAUGUGAAUUGGAAGAGGGCACUUUUCGAGUGGAUGCAAAUAUAUCUGUAAAUUGGGUUGGAGAACCAUUGGGAGUGAAAACAGAAGUGAAAAACAUCAACAGUGUAAGGUUUAUAUCAAGAGCAAUAGAUUAUGAAAUAAACAGGCAGAUUGGAGUAUUGGAAGAUGGUGGCUUUGUUGCAAAUGAAACAAGAGCAUAUGACUAUGAUGAAAAGAAAACGGUUUAUAUGAGAGACAAAGGGACAUUUCAAGACUAUCGCUUUAUGCCAGAACCUAACUUACCACCUAUUAAAAUUUGUGAUGAUUCUGAAUUUGUUUGCACAACAGAAGACGAAUCUAGUGUAAUAAAUAUUAAUGAACUCAAAAAGAAAUUGCCUGUUCUUCCAGAUGCUGAACGUUGUAAUUUAAGAAAAAAAUAUAACUUGCCAUUGGAUGCCAUAGAUAAAUUAGUGAGUAAUGAAGGUGCACAAGAAAUGUUUGAAAUCUGUGCUUCAGACUAUUCAGAAAGUGACCUCAUGACUAUAUGUGAUUUCUUAUUUAGUAAUGUCCAACACCAGUUUAACCUCAGAAAUUUAAGUUUUAAAGACUGUCCUGUCUCUGGCUCUCAAAUUGCAGAAAUUCUGGAGCUACUUAUAUCUAGAACCAUAUCUGAAGGAACUGCUAAUGAUAUUCUUGACAUGUUAUUCAAUGGUGAUCAAAGACCAGCUCGGGAAAUUGUUAAUGAAUACAACUGGUUUCUGAUAAGAGAUCCCGAAGAACUAAAGAGCCUGUGCCUUCUAGUCAUGGCUACGCAUAAAAAAGUGGCACAGAAGUAUAGGAAGUCUAAAAAGAAAAGGCAUAUGGCAGUUCUGAUAGCAGCUUUAAAUGAAAGUGUUAAUAAUAGAGCAUCUUAUAAAGAGGUAGCAGCUAUGUUUCAUAAUUUAAUAUGUAAAGAAGAAAAGGAAAUGGAUGUACAUAAAAUUCAAGAAGAUAAUAAAGAAUAAAAGUGUUAUUGAUUGAGAA